AUGAAUCAACUAGUUUUAAAUGAUAACAGAUCAUUCGAAAAUAAAUUCAUAAUGAAGGCAUUUGGUAAAAUAACUUUUUGUACAUUAUGUAGAAUAAAUUUCAAUUCAACUGAUAAUGAUGAAAUUCUCCCACAUUUAGAAAGUGAUAACUUUAGUCAAAUGAAAUACAUGUUAAAUACAAUUUUAUUCUUCCUGCAAAUAAUAUCUGCUAUUCUUAUAUUUUUUGGUAAUCUCUUAGUGAUUUUUGCUGUUGUAUCGACUAAAAGAUUGAGACGGGUAACUGAUUUAUAUAUUGCAUCACUUGCUUUAGCUGAUCUCUUAGUUGCUGUUAUGCUGUUACCUUUAUUUGUUGUUCGACAAAAGUUUGGCUACUGGCCUUAUGAAUCCGCCACAUUAUGCAUAUUCUGGCUAUCUUCCAAUGUACUCUUGUGUACAGCAUCAAUACUAAACAUAUGUUGUAUAUCUGUGGAUCGAUACGUUGCCAUUAUUUAUCCGAUGAAAUAUAUUGUGAAACGAACUCGUCGUAUCGCAUUGAACGUGAUUGUAUGUGUGUGGGCUUUGUCAUUACUGAUAAUGAUACCGCCGUUUUUUGGCACUCAACACCAUACGGGUAUAGGAAAAUGUAAUAUAAGAAGUGAUACGAUGUAUAGAUCUUUAAUAGGAAUUUCAACGUUUGUCGUUCCAUUCAUACUAGUUGUUUUCAUUUAUACACAUAUAUUUUAUGUGAUUCGACGCCGUUCGAAAGAAUUUAAUACUAUAAAAUUUUUAAAUGAUUUCACAGAAUAUAGAUAUGGAUCAUUUAAAUUGCUUUUCAGUCCAACGUAUAUUUAUAAUCGUCAGCUUGUGCGUAUUAAAAGGUAUUUCAGUUCAGUUAACUCCAAUUCAGUCGCAUGCACUUCAUGUACAGGACAUGGAAAUGUUGGAGAAAUUCCUGUCAGUCAAUCACACGAUCAAAAUAUCACCAAUUCAUUUAAUAAUAAAAAAAUAGAGCAAGUAAAUUCCGAAACGUCUACACAAUGUACAAACUCUAUUCAAAUGUUCCGAUUGCCAAUGUUCCAUAUCACGAAAAAAUUUAAUAAAAAUAAUUUUUCUACAAAUGCGGUUCAUGGUAGCACAAACAAUACAGAAAGCUGUAAUUCACCAACUAUCGAUACAAAAGAAAUGAACUUCAAUAUGGAUUCAAUACAAUCUGUGGAAAAAUCAGUUGAUGCUUUUGUAAAAGAUCAAUCAGAAAAUCAACAACACAAACAUCAAUGCAAACUUAACAAUUCGAAUAAACGAAAUGUGAAUUCAAAGUUGAAACAUUCUAACACAUACACCAAUGGACCUGAAUAUCUUGUACUCAGGAGAGAACAAAAAUCUGUCAAUACAAUAGCAAUUGUAGUGUGUUGUUUCAUUUUAUGUUGGCUUCCAUUCACUACUUUAUAUUUGAUGGAAGGAAUAUGUGAAUGUUUAUUCUCAGAAAGAAUUUUCAUGGUUACUGGUUGGGCAGCAUACUUAAAUAGUAUGUGUAAUCCAUUUAUAUAUGCAUUUUGUAAUAAGAAGUAUGCAAAAGCAUUCAAGUAUUUGUUACAUAUUAAAAUUAAUACAUAA
Molecule: messenger RNA, 1593 nt
Organism: Schistosoma turkestanicum
Lineage: Eukaryota; Metazoa; Platyhelminthes; Trematoda; Strigeidida; Schistosomatidae
Source: the annotation of a GenBank genome assembly